Molecule: messenger RNA, 2545 nt
Organism: Dendronephthya gigantea
Lineage: Eukaryota; Metazoa; Cnidaria; Anthozoa; Malacalcyonacea; Nephtheidae
Product: serine/threonine-protein kinase greatwall-like
Exons: 15
Coding region: 171-2384 (737 amino acids)
Biological process (GO): intracellular signal transduction; peptidyl-serine phosphorylation
Cellular component (GO): nucleus
Molecular function (GO): protein serine/threonine kinase activity; ATP binding
Source: RefSeq, a predicted model, not a curated record
CGGAGUACGCCAUUGGCGCGGCAAGUUCGAAUGUUUUGGUUUUGAAAAUACGUACAAGAACCUUAGAAAAAGUUGAAACAUUCGCUUGGAUUUUGUUCAUUUACAAUAAAGCGAUGUGAUCGAAGGCUGGAAUCAACAACAUUCUGGUGCCUCGAAGAGAGCUUUACGAUAUGGUUUCUCAACCGAUGGUCAAACUUCCAGAGAUCGAAGAUUUUGAUGUAAUUAAACCAAUCAGCCGUGGUGCAUAUGGACAAGUCUUCCUGGGCAGGAAGAAGGGGGAGUCUGGAGACAAGUCUGGCACGCUGUAUGCUAUAAAAAGCAUGAAAAAAACCGAACUGGUAAAAAAGAAUAUGAUUGACCAAGUCGUGGCUGAAAGGGACGCUCUAGCGAUAUCAAAAAGUCCGCAUAUUGUACACCUCUUUUACUCCUUUCAAUCUAAAGAGCAGAUUUUUUUGGUCAUGGAAUAUCUGAUUGGCGGUGAUGUCAAAUCAUUGUUACACAGUAUGGGAUACUUUGAUGAACAAAUGUCCAGACUAUAUAUUGCACAGGUUGUAUUAGCUCUAGAGUAUUUACACAGUCAUGGAAUUAUUCACAGAGAUUUAAAGCCGGAUAAUAUGUUGGUGACAAACGAGGGCAGAAUUAAGCUCACUGACUUUGGUCUCUCUAAAGUAGAUCUGGAGCGAAAUAAAAAGCCAACAGUAAUGGAUGUGAUGAACACUCCCUCGUGCAAGCCUCCAAUCUCGUCACCAGGGUACUGGAGAACACCCGGACAAGUUGCCUCACUUGCAACUGAUUUUACCUUUUCGAUUCCAAAAUCGAUAAAGCCAAGAUCUCGAAUGCUAUCCCGAAUCCUAACGGAAGAACGUUCGGAAACAACGGAAUCACCGUACGUCUUUGCCACUCCAGACAGCAAGUCGAAAAGACGCAGGUCAUCGUUUGGUGCAGGCAAAAACGUGUUUCAAACUCCCGACGUUGGCCAGCGCACCAGGUCGUUUAUUACAACACCGCUCAACCCCGUUACUGUGAACGAGAAAUCAGAACACCGAGGCAGAAAACGAAACAUGAAAAGUUGGCGAUCAAAUUGGUCUGAUUCCGAGGCGCAUAGCUCCGAUCCCGAGAAGGAGCCGUCUUCGGAGGACGAAGAUACCGAACAGUGCGCGAAGCGACGGCGAACAAGUCCGACUGGCUUGACAUGUGAAAUUCAAGGUUUCGAGAUAAAUCGCGCAAUAAACCAGCCCUCGUGCGUUGAUGAUGUGAAGGAAACGGUUGCUAAGGAUGAGGAAGCGGUCGCCAAGAAAGAUGACGUAGAUGCGUUGACGUCACCAGUAACAAAGGAGACAAGAAUUUCAGGAAUAUUUAAUAUAAACAAUUCAUUUAAUCAAAGUCUUAUGGACUGUAGUUUCAAUGCUGAAGAGAAUAUCCAUCAACCUUCAGAUAAAGAACAACACAAUAAGGACAAUGACGGUACCCAUGGGGAAAAUAGUGUCCAAGAAGAUAAUAAUGGUAAAUCGAUUAACACUUCACCGAGUAACAGUGUCUUUUACUCGUGCAGCAGUGAAGUUGGCGCUGUCCAGAAAUCUGCGGGUCUUACGCAUGAACUGCACGGCAGUUCCACGUGCGGAACACAUGCCAGCCCAGAAAACGUUCACGUGGCAACUUCUUCAUCGUACGCCACUCCCGCGCGUGGGGUUCACGCAUCUUUGCGCCACUCGGGAUCCGGAGAUAACAAGAGCGAAAUUGGCGAAAGAGUAUUUCAAACGCCUGUUGGUAAUGCUCCGAAACACUUUCAAACCGCUUCAGUAUCACGAAUCAGGUUUCAAUCACCAAUGGAAAUUGCUUACGAUGUGCUACCUCGAAAUUCAAGCACAACACCGCGUCGACGUCAUAACCACAUAACUCCAAUGAGAACGCCCAAAUCAUGUAAGAGAGGAGCAGCCCCAAAACCCGCUCAGAGGAUCCUUGGAACACCGGAUUAUUUAGCCCCGGAGGUUUUACUCCAACUAGAUCACGGCGUUGGUGUGGACUGGUGGGCUUUGGGAGUGUGUUUAUACGAAUUUCUUACUGGAAUCCCACCGUUUUCUGACGAAACUCCAGAGUUAAUCUUUAAACACAUCAUGGAAAAUGAGUAUUUGCUGCCGGAAGGGGAGGAAGCGUUGUCUGAAGAUGCAGAAACGGCCAUUGCUGGUAUUCUUGUGAAAGAUGUUUCUCAAAGACCCGAGGCUGGAGGAAUCAAGAAGUUGCCAUUUUUUUCUGUCUUGGAAUGGUUGAACAUCGAUGGUUACCCAGCGCCAUUCGUUCCAAACCCUGACGACGAUAUGGACACAUUUUACUUUGAAGCCCGCAACAACGUUCAAAACCUGCAUAUGUCAUCAUUCUGCAACUAACCAGAGAGAAACAAGAACUACAAACAAUUUAUCCAGUGAUCAAAUCUAAUACAAACAGAUCAUGUGUGGGUUAAAAAGCAAAACUACAAAUCGUGCCCUUCAAAAUCGCGAUUGAUGUAACAAUACGAUGUAAAAUUUUAUAUUUUAUUAUCUUCAUUUAU